GAGAGUAGGGUAGGUCAUGCCUUCGCCAUCCUAGGAAUACAAAUUUGGCGGAUCCAAAAUGGCGGCAGUUGCAGGGGCCCAGCAGUAAAACCGAGCAGCGAGUGAAUGAAGUCAGCUGAUCUCUGUCUGCUGUCACGCACCGCAGCACCCAUCGUUUCUCUCUCGAGGCAAGCCAGUAAACCACCACUUCACAACCAGACGUCAGACUAAUAACCGGUGAAGAUGGACAUGUCUAAGCUGCCCAAGCUCAGGGAUGAGGAGAGGGAGAGCGAGUUUGGAUUCGUUCAUGGAGUCUCUGGACCAGUGGUGACAGCUACGGCCAUGGCAGGAGCAGCUAUGUAUGAGCUGGUUCGUGUCGGCCACAGUGAGCUGGUGGGAGAGAUUAUCAGGCUAGAGGGAGACAUGGCCACCAUCCAGGUCUACGAGGAGACAUCCGGCGUGUCUGUUGGAGAUCCUGUGCUGCGGACAGGAAAACCUCUCUCUGUGGAGUUGGGUCCAGGAAUCAUGGGGUCCAUCUUUGAUGGUAUCCAGCGACCACUAAAGGACAUCAAUGACAUCACACAAAGCAUCUACAUCCCCAGAGGUGUGAACAUUGGAGCCCUCAACCGAGACCUCAAGUGGGAGUUUUCUCCCGGCAAGAGCCUGCGGGUUGGCAGUCACAUCACAGGAGGAGACAUCUAUGGCAUGGUGUACGAGAACUCCCUCAUCAAGCACAAGAUCAUGCUGCCUCCCAGAAACAGAGGCACUGUGACCUACGUGGCUCCACCUGGAAACUACGACGUCUCAGACGUGGUGAUGGAGCUGGAGUUUGAGGGGGUGAAGGAGAAGUUCACCAUGGUGCAGGUGUGGCCUGUCCGACAAGUGCGACCCGUCACAGAGAAGCUGCAGGCCAAUCACCCGCUGCUGACAGGACAGAGAGUGCUGGACGCCCUUUUCCCAUGUGUACAGGGAGGAACCACUGCCAUCCCAGGAGCCUUUGGCUGUGGAAAGACUGUCAUCUCUCAGUCCCUGUCCAAGUACUCCAACAGUGAUGUCAUUGUCUACGUAGGCUGCGGGGAGCGUGGUAACGAGAUGUCAGAAGUACUGCGAGACUUCCCCGAGCUGACCAUGGAGGUGGACGGCAAGACGGAGAGCAUCAUGAAGAGAACAGCUCUGGUGGCCAACACCUCCAACAUGCCUGUAGCUGCCAGAGAAGCCUCUAUUUACACAGGAAUCACGCUGUCUGAGUACUUCAGAGACAUGGGAUACAACGUGAGCAUGAUGGCCGACUCAACCUCCCGUUGGGCCGAGGCUCUCAGGGAGAUUUCUGGCCGUCUGGCGGAGAUGCCUGCUGACAGUGGUUAUCCUGCCUACCUGGGCGCCCGUCUCGCCUCCUUCUAUGAGCGUGCUGGAAGGGUGAAGUGUCUGGGCAACCCCGAGAGGGAGGGCAGCGUCAGUAUCGUAGGAGCUGUAUCGCCUCCUGGUGGUGACUUCUCUGACCCUGUCACUUCAGCCACCCUUGGUAUUGUACAGGUGUUCUGGGGUCUAGAUAAGAAGCUGGCUCAGAGGAAGCACUUUCCUUCAGUGAACUGGCUGAUCAGCUACAGCAAAUACACUCGUGCUCUGGAUGAGUAUUACGACAAGCACUUCCCCGAGUUUGUGCCCCUCCGUACCAAGGCCAAGGAGAUCCUGCAGGAGGAGGAGGACCUGGCUGAGAUUGUGCAGCUCGUUGGAAAGGCAUCACUGGCAGAAACGGAUAAAAUCACCCUGGAGGUGGCCAAACUGAUCAAAGACGACUUCCUGCAGCAGAACGGUUACACGCCUUAUGACAGGUUCUGUCCCUUCUAUAAGACAGUGGGCAUCCUCUCCAACAUGAUCUCUUUCUACGACAUGGCAAGGCACGCAGUGGAGACCACAGCUCAGAGCGACAACAAGAUCACUUGGUCCAUGAUCAAGGAGCACAUGGGAGAAAUCCUUUACAGGAUCAGCUCAAUGAAAUUCAAGGACCCGGUGAAGGAAGGCGAGGCUAAGAUUAAGGCUGAAUACGCUCAGCUGGUGGAGGACAUGCAGAACGCCUUCCGUACAUUGGAAGAAUAGGCUCCCACCUCUCACAUUUGCAGUUUUCAUCUGACCCCUCCACUGCAGAAUCACAUUCCACCUCCUUGUAUCCCCAGAACCCGCGUGCUCCCCUGUGCUCCUUUUGUGAGUGAUUGUGUGAGUGUGUGUGUUUGCGCAAUUUCAUGUGGAGGGAAAAGAGAAAGAUGUACUGUAUUCAUUUAUUUGUUGCCUCCAUAUCGCCGACUCUGGAUCCUCUGCAUGGUCGUUGAACGUUGGUGUGUGUGUGUGUGUGUGUGUGUGUGUGUGUGUGUGUGUGUGUGUGUGUGUGGAUUUAAUGUGUGUACGAAAGAGGGAUCUCUUCCACCCCAUUUCUUCCUUUCUGUUUACAUGAUUUCUUUGUGUAUCUGUGUUGCUCUUCCUGAAGAAGAUUGUUCGGUUGAUGUAUUGUAAUCGAUAGACCAUCUGUACAGAAGAGUAUUGAAUAUAAAUUGAAUAAGAUCAGCCUAUUUAUUGCCAGCAUUUUGAUGUGAAGGCUUUGUCGUUCUUUUCUUUUUGUUUUUAUGGUUGUGUUUCCCGUUGUGCAGUGUCGUGUACUUUGCUGUGUGAAUGUGUAAAGAGUCGACGCUCUGCUGUCGAAUACGUUCAUCAUGUUACUCCCAAAGAAUUAAAACAUGGGGGAAAAGAACAA
Messenger RNA from Sander lucioperca (pikeperch), 2725 nucleotides. RefSeq names its product ATPase H+ transporting V1 subunit Ab (gene atp6v1ab). NCBI's taxonomy places the organism in Eukaryota, Metazoa, Chordata, Actinopteri, Perciformes, Percidae. The transcript is spliced from 15 exons. Gene Ontology annotation, biological process: proton transmembrane transport; ATP metabolic process. Bases 223 to 2076 code for a protein of 617 amino acids. Gene Ontology annotation, molecular function: ATP binding; ATP hydrolysis activity; proton-transporting ATPase activity, rotational mechanism. The record is from RefSeq and is a predicted model, not a curated record. Gene Ontology annotation, cellular component: lysosomal membrane; proton-transporting V-type ATPase, V1 domain.